CGAGAAACAAAAAUGACAAAAAAAUAAAUAACGAGAACAGAAGAAAGCGCAAAAAAACCUGUUUUGUUUGUGGUGUUAUUGGUGAAUGAUAAAAUUAAAUGUGAAAUAUUUUAAGGAUUUAGUUUGCAAAAUGGAAUCCAAAUCGCCUUAUUUUUCUCCGAAGAAGACGCGCAAUUUCGUCAAACAGAAGCACACCGGUCUCAAGGAAACCUUGCAAAAGAAAUCAGCUGCCGAUGGCAUAAAGGGUGAAACACCUUCCUUUGUAAAAUCUUGUGUUCCGGAAAUCAAAAUUGGCGCGAUUCCAAAGGCACCGGAACAUGCGGAACCGAAACGCCGUCAGCGGAAGAAGCAAAUCAAGGUUCAGUCUAGUCCUGAUCGAUCUUCGGAGGUGUAUUACCCCGAACAAAGGACACCUGUGAAAGUGGAUCCGUCUGAAACUGUCGUAUCUUCAUCAGCCAAUGAAAACCCUUUUGUUGUCAUCAAAACAGAGAAGGAAAGUUCCGCAGAAACUGACAGUGCCGUGAAACAAACGAAAUGGGAACCGGACAAUUGGCGCCAAACGUUGGAAAAUAUUCGCCAAAUGCGACAAAUGAUGCAAGCUCCGGUCGAUACCAUGGGCUGCGAUCAGUUCAAAGACGACGAAAACGUCCCUCCCAUUACCCGGCGGUUCCACACGCUGGUGUCACUGAUGCUGUCCAGUCAAACAAAGGAUCAAGUCAACUUUGAUUGCAUGCAGCGUUUGCGGAAACACGGACUUACACCCGCAGACAUAGUGGCAACGGAUGUGGCGGUAUUGGAAAAACUCAUCUACCCGGUCAGCUUUUAUAAGAACAAAGCGAAAUUCAUCAAGCAAGCAUCGCAGAUCCUGCUAGACACCUACAACGGCGACAUCCCGGACACCAUCGAGGGCCUGCUAAAACUGCCGGGGGUCGGAAAGAAAAUGGCGCACCUGUGCAUGCGUUCGGCGUGGAACGUGGUGACUGGGAUCGGAGUGGACACGCACGUUCACCGGAUCUGCAAUUGGCUCCGGUGGGUUCCGAAGGAAACCAAAACCCCGGAGGACACCCGGGUCGCCCUGGAGAAGUGGCUACCCUUCGAACUGUGGGAGGAAGUCAAUCAGUUGCUGGUCGGGUUCGGGCAAACCAUCUGUCCAGCCUCCUAUCCCCAUUGCAACGAGUGUUUGAAUGCGGCCAUAUGUCCAGCUAAGGGUAAGCACGGCAUCAGGAAGACGCCUAUCAAAAAGCAAAUUAAGAAGGAAGAGUUGGAGUUUUAAGGAGGCGGUAAGUCGAAGUUUUUAUGAUGAUAUUAUUUUUGCUAUGCAUUUUUCACCUGAGUACAAAUUAAGUUGUUUAAUUCCUUAAUUUAAAA
Molecule: messenger RNA, 1368 nt
Organism: Armigeres subalbatus
Lineage: Eukaryota; Metazoa; Arthropoda; Insecta; Diptera; Culicidae
Gene: Nthl1
Product: endonuclease III-like protein 1
Exons: 3
Coding region: 86-1273 (395 amino acids)
Biological process (GO): base-excision repair, AP site formation; base-excision repair; nucleotide-excision repair
Cellular component (GO): nucleus
Molecular function (GO): DNA-(apurinic or apyrimidinic site) endonuclease activity; DNA binding; oxidized pyrimidine nucleobase lesion DNA N-glycosylase activity
Source: RefSeq, a predicted model, not a curated record